AUGGCAACAACAGAUUUAAUAGCAAAGAUAAUAUUUCAAGAUAGAUCAAUGGUAUUUGCUGAACCAGACAAGGAAGAUAAAUUCAGUGAAUUCGCAGAAUACGCGAGGAAACAAUUUAAUAUUGAUCCCUCACUCGAUUUUUAUCCAAAUCCAAUAACAAAAAAUUUUCGAAACAAAAAGAUAAAAGAUAUCCAAGAUAAAGGCGUUUUAGAAAUCAAUCUUAUUUCAAAAUUUGAACAAAUUGAAGAAACAUCAGAAAGUACAACUUGUGAAGAGAAAUCAUUUUUGUCAGAUAAUACAGACGAAGAUGCGGAACAAAUAAUCAGGGAAUCUCAAUAUUAUAUAGCUGAACAAGAUCCAUAA
Trichomonas vaginalis G3 is the source of this 363-nucleotide messenger RNA. RefSeq lists its product as uncharacterized. Bases 1 to 363 code for a protein of 120 amino acids. Lineage: Eukaryota; Parabasalia; Trichomonadida; Trichomonadidae. The transcript has a single exon. The record is from RefSeq and is a predicted model, not a curated record.